CACAAUAUUACGUGCGUGCACUUUCUAGAAACAUUGAGGUUUUCUUGGGAAACAAAACUGCCCAUUGUGAUGGUUGACUCGUGGCCACACCUGCGCGUGCUUGGCCAGCUGUGAGCUAUUCCCUGGCUUCGCUCUGACCGCUUCAAUACCCUGUGAUGACGUUGUCCAUGGCCGAGCUGAGGCGGGUUUGCCACUCGGAUCACCUGCGGAACGCAGACACACCCCUCGCUGUAACGCAGCAGCCUAGGCCUGAAGCUUUCCCUUAAUGUUGGAAGCUGCUUCUUGGGGUCCUCAGAUGCGUCCCUUCCCCACAGAUGUGGCUUGGCUUUGCCACAGCAAGUCAGACAUGCGUGGACGCGAACUUAACUUAGGAGCUGCACUUAACGGAGUCCCUAACUGUGCUCUUCACUACCAGUGUGUUCCCUGCUGCUGUGGGCAUACAGGUGUUCGUGGGGUGCAGGCAAAAACAAAUCAUGAGCAUUGCAGUGGUUCCCCCCACCUCACACUUAAAUAGUCGGGGAUUCCUUUUGAGUGCCUGAUUUUCAUUUAGGCCCGACUGUGGUGGCUCACGCACUGACACGUGUGAGCACUUGUAGUGUUGUCUCAGCACACGUUCAGGCCAGGCGUUUGCUGUAAUCCGGAGGGCUUGGUGCUGCAGGGCUAUGCUCAUCCCGAAGGCCCCUCAGCAGUGUUAACUGAAGGCCUAGGCUGGUCUGCUACUUAAGACGCCGGGAGAACACGUUCUGGUUUGUCAUCACGCAGGGUAUAAAGGCCUCAUGAGCUUAGACAUGAGCAUCGGAUGCCUUCGCGAUUAUCAGAAGGGUCUUCGGCCUGGAGGCACACACGGGUCUGUUUGUUCAAAGGCUGGGCCAGGACCCCGCUUGUUUUUUGGAAAUGUUUUAACUGAAAAGUUUAGCUUGCAUCCUGGGGUGGGAGGAAGGGAGAAUGUGUGGCUUUGCUUAGCAACAUCAUUCAGCAUUCAUUCAGGUCAAAUGUUUUGGUGCAAAGUAGCCUCUGGGAGUCUCCCCAUUUUUCUCCAGGAUGGUCUUUUAACUUGAUGUCUAGUUUAUGUCUCCUUGGGGUUCUCAGGGAAGGCCGUCCUUUGUGUGAGUCUCCUCUUGGGGGACAGUGGCCUUAGGGUGGCUCUGAGCUGGGGCCUGGAUGCAGCCCACAGCUUUCUGACAGUGGUCUAAGGGCGAGAAUGCCAAAAUGGUUGCUUUGAGGUUUUGACUUACGGGGAAGGGAUUGGAACUCGGAGUGUGUACCUGGAGACUGAGUCUGGACCUGAGGAUGUCCCCUCUGGGAAGUGUGCAAUGGUCUCGCUUUAAAUGACCUCAGAAUUCUCCUCUCUGCUGCAGGAAGGUGCUCGAGUCUUUGGGGCCCUAGGGCCUAUUGGGCCGUCUUCACCUGGGCUCUCUCUUGGGGGACUUGCAGUGAAUGAGCACCGGCUCAGCAACAAAUUGCUGGCCUGGAGUGGCGUGCUGGAGUGGCAGGAGAAGCGUAGACCCUUCUCGGAUUCCACAGCAAAGCUGAAGCGCACCCUGCCCUGCCAGGCCUACGUGAACCAGGGCGAGAACCUGGAGACGGACCAGUGGCCCCAGAAGCUGAUCAUGCAGCUCAUCCCACAGCAGCUGCUGACCACACUGGGCCCCCUCUUCCGAAACUCUCAGCUGGCCCAGUUCCACUUCACCAACAGAGACUGUGACUCGCUCAAGGGCCUCUGCCGCAUCAUGGGCAACGGCUUCGCAGGCUGCAUGCUCUUCCCCCACAUUUCUCCUUGUGAGGUGCGCGUGCUCAUGCUCCUGUACUCAUCCAAGAAGAAGAUCUUCAUGGGCCUCAUCCCCUACGACCAGAGUGGCUUUGUCAAUGCCAUACGGCAGGUCAUCACCACCCGCAAACAGGCCGUGGGCCCUGGAGGCGUGCACUCUGGACCUGUUCAGAUUGUCAACAAUAAAUUCUUGGCAUGGAGUGGUGUCAUGGAGUGGCAGGAGCCCAGGCCUGAGCCCAAUAGCCGGUCCAAGCGGUGGCUGCCAUCACACGUCUACGUGAACCAAGGGGAGAUCCUGAGGACGGACCAGUGGCCGCGGAAGCUCUUCAUGCAGCUCAUCCCGCAGCAGCUGCUGACCACCCUUGUGCCGCUGUUCCGGAACUCGCGCCUGGUACAGUUUCACUUCACCAAGGACAUGGACACUCUCAAGAGCCUGUGCCGGGUCAUGGACAAUGGCUUCGCGGGCUGUGUGCACUUCUCUUAUAAGGCCUCCUGUGAGGUGCGCGUGCUCAUGCUUCUGUACUCCUCGGAGAAAAAGAUCUUCAUCGGCCUCAUCCCACACGACCAGAGCAACUUUGUCAACGGCAUCCGUCGCGUCAUUGCCAACCAGCAGCAGGUCCUGCAGCGGAGCCUGGAGCAGGAGCAGCAGCAGCGAGGGAUGGGCGGCUAGUGCACGCCCAGGCUGGGUGGGCCAGUCCCAGACGAGGCCCGGUGGAGAUCGGUGAGCAGCACUUGUUUUCCCAGGACGCAGCAGGGUGGCCCUGGCUGUAGGGAGACCACUGCAUGAGGCACUGCCUUCUGGGACCUGUGUCCCUGGCAAGUAUGGGUGCCUGGGGUGGGGUGCAGUCUCACGAGUAGAAGCCACCCCCUCCUACUGCCUCCCAGGUUAGAUGCUUCUGAGCAGGGGCUCCUGGGGACUGUACCUGCCCAGCUACCUGGAGGACAGCGUCCUGAGGUCUCCAAGGAUGGUCCUUGCCUCUGUAUGUUUCCCUAAUAAAGCCUUUUAACCCACA
Molecule: messenger RNA, 2781 nt
Organism: Myodes glareolus (Bank vole)
Lineage: Eukaryota; Metazoa; Chordata; Mammalia; Rodentia; Cricetidae
Source: RefSeq, a predicted model, not a curated record